Molecule: messenger RNA, 1347 nt
Organism: Musa acuminata AAA Group (dessert banana)
Lineage: Eukaryota; Viridiplantae; Streptophyta; Magnoliopsida; Zingiberales; Musaceae
Product: probable protein phosphatase 2C 34
Exons: 5
Coding region: 210-1238 (342 amino acids)
Biological process (GO): peptidyl-threonine dephosphorylation
Molecular function (GO): protein serine/threonine phosphatase activity
Source: RefSeq, a predicted model, not a curated record
AGGGAUUAGAUGGAGGAGACCAUCAGGGAAGCUCGCGCAAGGCAGCCAUGGCUUCCGGCUGCCCUUUCCAGCUUAAUCGGAUCCAAGGUUCUCCAUAGCUUUAGCAUCUUCUUCCGGCCUUUUCGUCGCCGUUGCUUCGCUCCAGUCCGAAAAGGUUCCUUCUUUGGCCAAAGGCUGGAGCUUUUGAUUGGAUCCGGAGGCGAGGACUGAUGCGGCAGCUGUCGUCGUUGUUGAAUGGGCUCGCGAAGUCGCUGUACGCAGGGAAGAGGAAGGUUCCGGGGGUGGAGGAAGGCAGGGAGGCGGCGGAUGAGCUGAGACGGGAGGCGAAGAAGAAUGAUACGAUAUUGCGGUCAUCGGGCACGACGAGGAGCUGCGUGUCCGUGUUCUCGCAGAGGGGGGAGAAGGGGGUGAAUCAGGACUGUUCUAUUGUUUCGGAGGAAUUUGGAUGCCAAGAAGACAUGAUGUUUUGUGGAAUAUUCGACGGCCAUGGAUCAUGGGGGCACUAUGUGGCUAAAGCAGUCCGGAAGUCGCUUCCUUCAUCUCUACUAUGCAACUGGCAGGAGGCUCUUGCACUGGCUUCUUUGGUUGCCGAUAAAAAGCCUUGCCAUUUUGAUGUGUGGAAGCAAUCAUAUAUUAAAAGUUUUGCCGCGGUGGAUAAGGAGCUUGAACAUGAUCGUCGGCUGGAUUCGUUCCGUAGUGGCUCUACCGCUCUCACAAUCGUCAAGCAAGGGGAACUCAUGGUAAUAGCAAAUAUCGGUGAUUCGCGUGCUGUGUUAGCGACGACUUCUGAUGAUGGCAGCUUGGUUCCUAUUCAACUUACCAUUGAUUUUAAACCAAACUUACCUCAGGAAGCUGAGCGCAUAACUCAGUGCAAAGGUCGUGUGUUCUGUUUGCAAGAUGAACCUGGUGUGCACAGGGUGUGGCUACCAAAUGAGGAAGCACCAGGAUUGGCCAUGUCGAGAGCAUUUGGAGAUUACUGCAUCAAAGAUUUUGGCCUUAUUUCUGUGCCUGAAGUGACUCAAAGGAGCAUAACCGGCAGAGAUCAGUUUGUGGUACUUGCCACAGAUGGGGUAUGGGAUGUCAUCUCCAACCAAGAAGCUGUGAACAUUGUAUCAUCGACAAAGGACAGACGGAAGUCAGCCAAAAGGCUUGUGGAGUGUGCCGUCGGCGCAUGGAAGCGCAAGAGGAGAGGAGUCGCCGUCGACGACUGCUCCGCUGUCUGCCUAUUCUUUCAUUGAUACAUCGUUAAGUUGAUGUGUUGUGUGGUCUUAAUUCGAAGGUCGUCCAACAAUAACAUGGAUUGAUGCUAAUCUUUGUCUGAUGAAAUGCUUGAUGUAUUAUUGUUCA